GCCCGGAUAAGUAUGGCGACCCUCAGAGCGUCUGUGUCGCUAUUUACCCUGCAGGCAGGUUCUCGGGUCACCUGGCGGGUCUGUUUCCGGGCCCGCACUCGGCCCCGGCCCGGUUCCUUGUUCCAGCCUCUGCCCGGGGCCUGCAGGGUGGGAACGCCAUGCCGUGGACUCGGCUCCGAGGCGGAAUCUGGUAGCUCAAAGAUCAAGAAACCUACCUUUAUGGAUGAGGAAGUCCAAAGCAUACUCAUCAAGAUGACAGGCUUAGAUCUGCAGAAGAUUUUUAAGCCAGCUAUACAAGAAGUGAAGCCACCAACUUAUAAGCUAAUGACCCAAGCACAGUUGGAAGAGGCUACAAGACAGGCAGUCGAGGCGGCUAAAGUCCGAUUAAAAAUGCCACCAGUUCUGGAAGAGCGAGCGCCAAUAAAUGACGUGUUAGCUGAAGAUAAGAUUUUGGAAGGAACAGAAACAGCCAAAUAUGUGUUUACUGAUAUAUCAUAUAGCAUACCACACCGGGAGCGUUUUAUUGUCAUCAGAGAACCAAGUGGCACACUACGCAAAGCCUCUUGGGAAGAAAGGGACCGGAUGAUUCAAGUUUAUUUCCCAAAAGAAGGUCGUAGAAUUUUAACACCAGUAAUUUUCAAGGAAGAAAAUCUUCGGACCAUGUACAGCCAGGACCGGCACGUUGAUGUCCUCAAUCUCUGCGUUGCCCAGUUUGAGCCAGAUUCUGCUGAAUAUAUCAAAAUUCAUCAUCAGACCUAUGAAGAUAUAGAUAAAUACGGAAAGUAUGACCUUUUACGUUCAACAAGACACUUCGGUGGAAUGGCUUGGUAUUUUGUAAAUAAGAAAAAGAUUGAUGGUUUACUGAUUGACCAGAUUCAGAGAGAUUUAGUUGAUGAUGCCACCAGCUUGGUCCAGCUCUAUCACAUCCUCCAUCCAGAUGGCCGGUCAGCUCAAGAGGCCAAAGAGCAGGCUGCUGAGGGAUUACAUUUAGUUAAGGUCUUUGCAGAAACAGAAGCACAGAAGGGAGCAUAUAUAGAAUUAACACUGCAAGCUUAUCAAGAAGCAUUCAUUAGCAAUUCUGCAGCUUCCUAAAAAUAUUUUUUAAAUAAAUUUCGUUUUACUAAAUACGGGCUAGUUUUCUCUGUUAAUACUGAGUGGUUUAAAAAUGUCAAAAUUGGGAGCUCCCUAUAAAAUUACUUCU
Messenger RNA from Kogia breviceps (pygmy sperm whale), 1201 nucleotides. It is a transcript of the gene MRPS22, whose product is annotated as mitochondrial ribosomal protein S22. Gene Ontology annotation, molecular function: structural constituent of ribosome. NCBI's taxonomy places the organism in Eukaryota, Metazoa, Chordata, Mammalia, Artiodactyla, Physeteridae. The record is from RefSeq and is a predicted model, not a curated record. Gene Ontology annotation, cellular component: mitochondrial small ribosomal subunit.